AUGACACUUCCACCGCAUUGGCGAGACCCAGCACAAUGGGUUUACAUAUGCGCGGCGUCGUUUGUUCGAGGUUCUAGUCGUUUCUUACGCUAUGCAGGUUUUUACUGUGUCAUUGCUGGAAUGACGUUGAUUUUCCUCGUGGGUGGACUCUUUCUGCAUGCCAUCAUUCCCAUUAUGGCAGAGACAACAUUGGAGUUGAUAGUUCAUGUGACAAUUGCCAUGAUCUUGCUAUUUAAUAUUUCCUUCAACUAUGCGCUUUGUUGUGCUACAGACCCGGGAAUCAUUACAACAAAAUGGACGAAAGGGACAGAAACUUGCGAAAGUGAUGUAGAUAAUAAUGCUAUAGAUAGCGAAGAGAUUGAUUUGGAAGCAGAGAUUGAAGACAUCAAGGAUCUCGAGACUGUCGAUGAAGAGAUUCUUCCAAGGAUUCGACCCAGCGCAGUCACUCCAGAUGGAAAGAAGAAUGGUGAUUUUGUACGAUUGUCUCGCGUGCAGCUGAUUGACCCACAGAGUGUAGCAAGACAACGUGGAGGAGAUGGAAGUUCGUACUGUCGAAGAUGCCGCCACUUUCGCCCGGGUCGUGCACAUCAUUGUUCUGUCUGCGAUCGCUGCGUUGCACACUUGGAUCAUCACUGUCCGUGGGUUAAUAACUGCAUUGGACGCAACAAUUAUCGUUACUUUUUUUCAUUUCUCGUGUGGCUUGCAGUCGGAGCUUAUUAUGCCACUUAUAUGAGCUAUCGCAUAGCAUACACUGGAUUGAGUUAUCAGCAAUUCUCUCGACUGCUUGUGAUUUUUGAAGCAAAUUCAGCCGCCACGGUUUUGACACUCGCUUUUACAACUUCUUCAUCAGUUGCUGUGGCUAUAACCGUUCUUGCAACUUGGCAUGCCUUUCUAAUCGCCACUGCACAAACGUCUGUGGAGUGGCAAAUCAAGCGCAAAUCGAAAAAUAAACGCUCUCAUGGAGGCAUUACGGCGAGUCCAUAUUCAAGUGGCAGUAUACACGGCAAUUGGGAACUUGUUUUUGGCAGGUGCAAUUUAAAGAUUUUAGCGCUUUUGCCGAGUACCCGCCUACCACCGAAUUCUCGAACGCUUGAUCAAGUGAAAAGGAGAGUAAAUAGGAACAAGCGCGAGGCGACAAACUCUGUCGAAGCUACUCCCUCAGAUUUGAUCGUCUAA
This is a messenger RNA of Plasmopara halstedii, 1176 nucleotides long. RefSeq lists its product as hypothetical. Gene Ontology annotation, molecular function: palmitoyltransferase activity. NCBI's taxonomy places the organism in Eukaryota, Oomycota, Peronosporomycetes, Peronosporales, Peronosporaceae. The coding region runs from base 1 to 1176 and encodes 391 amino acids. The record is from RefSeq and is a predicted model, not a curated record. The transcript has 6 exons.